AUGGCCUCCCGAUCUUUCUUGCUCGCAAGCACAUCCGUAGUUAUCGCAGGUAGCCUCUUCUACAUCCUACACAAAAACGAUCACAUCCAACCUUUACCUCCAACGCGACUACGUAGCGAAAUCAGAGCGGAAAGAGAAAGAUGGCGCCACGUGCAAGAAAAGAAAGACCAAGUCGCAGCCACGAAUUCUGAGCAGCUUUCUGAGCUGCCUUUUCAGACAGACAAGCAGGUGGCCGCGUUGGACGAUUCAGCCUGGGGAAACUUCGCAAGCAGAUUUGCCUUGUUCUCUGCUGUCACCGAUUUAGAAUGGAGCUCUAUGGCAGACAAAAUAGUAGACGUCGUCAUGCCAGAUUGGGCGAAAUUGCUCCCAGAAUACAUCAGCAAACUGCAAAGGGAGCUUUCCAUGGCGCCUGGAUCAUUAGCCGACGAGAUAUGGCAAGAUGCGCAUGAUCCAUACAUUAAUCCUGAAAUUGAGUACUCCGCAACCGUAAGGGUAUCUUCAGAGCUUUGUGACGAGGAGAAGGCAUUUCUUCAAAAGCGAAAGAAAUUCACUACCGCGGCAUUGGCGAAGUAUCUCGGCUUACCGGAGGAGGAAGUAAACCCUGAAGACGUUCCAACGAUUGCUAUGGUGGGAUCAGGUGGGGGGCUAAGAGCUCUGGUUGCAGGCACAGGCUCAAUGUUGGCAGCGGGCGAAGCCGGCCUCUUUGAUUGUAUCACUUAUACGGCUGGUGUAAGUGGAAGCUGUUGGCUCCAGGCGCUAUACAAUUCAUCGCUUGGUGAACGUCGACUUGAUAAACUAGUUGAGCACCUCAAGGCUCGACUUGGAGUCCACAUAGCUUAUCCGCCCGUCGCUCUCGCAGCACUCAAUCAGGCCCCAACAAACAAGUUCCUUCUAAGUGGAUUUGUGGAGAAACUGAAAGGCGACCCUGAUUCUGAUUUGGGGCUUGUGGAUGUUUACGGGUUACUAUUAGCUGCUAGGUUGCUUGUGCCUAAGGGCGAAAUUGGGGUGGACGACAGAGAUUUGAAGAUUUCGAAUCAGCGAGACUACAUCAAACACGGCGAAAACCCGUUGCCGAUUUAUACCGCAGUUCGCCACGAGAUACCCAUUAUCGAAGAGUCGUCAGAGCUAGAGAAGGCAACAGACAAGCCAUCGGAAGAGACGAAGACCAAAGCCAGGCGGGAGGCUUAUUUCCAAUGGAUGGAAAUCACACCCUACGAGUUUUUUUGCGAAGAGUUUUCUGCUGGUAUUCCAACAUGGGCUCUAGGUCGAAAGUUUGAGAAUGGUAAAAAUAUCGAUCAGGAUGGCUUCCACGUUCCAGAACUCCGCCUCCCAUUGCUUCUGGGGGUCUUUGGCAGCGCUUUCUGUGCCACACUGUCACACUAUUACAAGGAGGUUCGACCGUUAGUCAAAGGACUCACGGGCUUUGGGAGCAUCGAUGAAAUGAUUGCGGGCAAAAACGAAGACCUUAGUAAAGUGCAUCCCAUUGUUCCUGCCUCGAUACCCAACUUUGCCAAAGGCAUGAAAGGUCAGUUGCCCGAAACUACACCUGACAGCGUCUACGAAGCCACGCAUCUGCAACUCAUGGACGCCGGAAUGUCUAAUAAUCUGCCCAUAUACCCCCUACUCCGACCUGGCAGAGAAGUAGAUAUCUUGAUUGCAUUUGAUGCCUCGGCAGAUAUCAAAACGGAAAAUUGGCUUUCUGUGGCUGAUGGUUACGCUCGUCAACGAGGUAUCAAAGGUUGGCCAGUUGGACUCGGCUGGCCUAAAUAUUUUACUACUAUAGAGAAGACAGCUGGACAGUUGGAGGAAGCACAAGCAAGUACGCUAGCCGAAGCUAAUUCAAAGUUGGAAGAUGCAAAGGCAGAUCAAGCUGAGCAUCUGAAGGAUAUUGCUGAAUCCAAAGCUCAGCUGCCGCAAAAUGCGGAAGAUCAUGGUGACCUUGGCUAUUGCACAGUUUGGGUCGGGACAACCCAAGAACGCGCCGCUACUAGCGAAGAUGUCCCAUCAAAAGCCGUGAAAGACGACUGGGAAUUAAUGGAGCCAGAUGCCGGCAUUGCUGUUGUAUAUUUCCCUUUGAUGAGCAACCCCAAAGUCGAGGGCGUUGACCCGGUCACGAAUGAUUAUAUGAGUACAUGGAACUUUGUUUAUACCCCGGAAGAUGUUGAUAAUGUGGUCUCCCUUGCCCGGGCGAAUUUUGAAGAAGGAAGGGAGCAGACUAGGCGUUGCGUGCGGGCUGUUUACGAACGGAAAAAGAAGAAGAGAGAAGAGAAAGAGGAUGCUGAAAGACUGGAAAGAUGGAGGAGGAAGGUGAGGCUAGGCAUUGUAGGGAAGAAAGGGGAGGGAGACCAUUUCCAUCUUACCUGA
This is a messenger RNA of Lachnellula hyalina, 2364 nucleotides long. It is a transcript of the gene pla2g4a, whose product is annotated as Cytosolic phospholipase A2. The coding region runs from base 1 to 2364 and encodes 787 amino acids. Gene Ontology annotation, cellular component: cytosol. The record is from RefSeq and is a predicted model, not a curated record. Gene Ontology annotation, biological process: glycerophospholipid catabolic process. Gene Ontology annotation, molecular function: A2-type glycerophospholipase activity. Lineage: Eukaryota; Fungi; Ascomycota; Leotiomycetes; Helotiales; Lachnaceae. The transcript has a single exon.